AUGAGAUACACACUCCUUGCUCUCGCGCUGGUUUCUGCGACCCUGGCCUUGCCCACCGACCUCUCGAGCCAGAAAUCUGCCGCCGUGGCUCGAGAGACCAACUUUGAACCGGCUGGUUCUGACUCGUUCCCUUACCAGCGUGACGUCCAGGAUGCGCAGGAGACUACUGCGAAAGACUUUGAUGGACCUUUUGGUCCGGGCCUUCCAAAUGUAUGUGGUCCUUCAAUCCAAAGUGAUGACCAGCCUGCUGACAAAGCUGCGUGGAAGGGCGUUGCUUUUAGAAGAGAUCUGACUGGUACCAAGCCAUUUGUCAAGCGUGACAACCAGGACGCCUAG
Aspergillus niger is the source of this 336-nucleotide messenger RNA. RefSeq lists its product as uncharacterized. The record is from RefSeq and is a predicted model, not a curated record. NCBI's taxonomy places the organism in Eukaryota, Fungi, Ascomycota, Eurotiomycetes, Eurotiales, Aspergillaceae. The transcript is spliced from 2 exons. The coding region runs from base 1 to 336 and encodes 111 amino acids.